GCGAGCGAGCAGCGUGCUGGUUCGCUGUGCUACGAAGUGUCAGUGUACGCCACCGCAAUACAGACAAACAGAAGCCAGGUCGUUCCAUACUAUACGGAAAAAACGAGCGAAGAAGCGUUUUCAUUUUAACACAGCUAUUUUAUUAGUAGCCCAGCCGCAGCUCUCUGGAGAGGACGACUGAAACUGCGCAGCGCUGCCCGUGUGAGGUGGAGCGGAGGCACAUCUGAAACAUUCACAUCAAACUUCUCACCCCAUCGAGACGCGGAUUGCACCCUUACUACCGACAACAUGGAAUAGAAACACACCAAGCGAAGCCUAACAGCACAAAUUGAUGUUUUCUGCUGAAAAACCGUUAGAGGGGAAGAAACUGGUCCGUUAAAAUCAGCAUCAGCUUUGUAGUGGAUUGAAAGAAGGAGCUCAAGAUGUCUGUACCGAAUGUGUUGGCAAAGGCCCUGUACGACAAUGUGGCGGAGUCUCCAGACGAGUUGUCCUUUCGGAAGGGUGACAUCAUGACCGUCCUGGAGCGGGACACGCAGGGGCUGGAAGGCUGGUGGCUAUGUUCGCUACAUGGCCGUCAAGGCAUUGUUCCUGGCAACCGGCUGAAGAUUCUCGUGGGCAUGUAUGAUAAACAGCAGCAGCAGCAGUUACAGCAGCCAAUGAGCCAACCGAGCCCAACCCAGAGCCAUCUCAACCUGCCUCAGAGUGCCUACACCAAGCUUCCCCCUUCAUCCCAGUACACGGCCAUGCACCCUGCCUUCUCCUCCAGCUCCACCAACUCAACCAACCCAGACGGUGUCUACAUGCUCCCCCCCAACCACAGUCUGCCCACCCCCUCCAGCCUCUACCAGGUGCCCACCGGCCCCCAGCCUCCACAGCCCCAACCCAAAGCCCCCGCUGUGGCACAAAAGCAAAGCCAGGCACAGUACCCUCCUACUCCACAGGAUGUCUACCAAGUGCCCCCCUCCAUUAAUGUUCCAGGCCAGGACAUCUACCAGGUGCCACCGACUGCAGGAGGGCCGUGUCCAGGGCAGGAUGUCUACCAGGUGCCACCCUCUGUGAACCAGACACAAGACGUUUACCAGAUUCCCCCGUCAAUAGAGAGGAGCUGGGAUUCUCCCAAACCCCUGGGGAAGGUGGUUGUUCCCACACGGGUUGGUCAAGUGUACGUGUACGACGCGGGGAAAAAAGAACAGGAUGAGUAUGACGUCCCCAGACACCUCCCACCCUCCCAGGAUAUCUAUGACGUUCCGCCCACCCGCACCCAGUACAAUCAACAGGUUUAUGACACUCCUCCCAUGGCUAUGAAAGGCCCACCCAGUAGAGAUGGUCAGGAGAUCUAUGACACUCCACCUAGUGUGGACAAGAGCCAGCUGCACUACCAACAAACGGUGUAUGACAUUCCUCCAUCUGUCAGCAAGGAUGUUCCAGAUGUUCCAAUCAGGGAGGAAACGUACGACGUUCCUCCUCACUUUGCCAAGAUGAAGAGUCUGGAGAAUCAGAACCAGGCUUAUUUGUCUCAGAUCCCAGGCGGUCCCGAGCCUCCCAUACCAGAGGACGUCUACGAUGUUCCUCCUCCUCAGCUAAUAGGAAAACGCCAGCCUGAGGGCCAGGAGAUCUACGACAUCCCUGCCAGCCUGCGAAAAGGCGGCCCACAGGACCACCAUCCUGCAGAUGUGUAUGACUUCCCCCGUGAGCGACCUGCGGGUGAAGAUUCGGGCGAUUACGUGUACGAUGUGCCUCCGCAGGUGGUGCGUGACGCAGCGGCCACCGAGGAGCUCACUGUGAGCUUCAAACGCUUGUCGGCAUCCAGCACGGGAAGCACUCGCAGUAACCUCUCAACGUCCUCUUUGGACAUGGUGCCGGUGCGGGAAUCUUCCGGGCCUGGACGCCUGCUGCUUCUGGAUCUAGAUCAGGCCAUGGAGCGGCUGUCUCGUCAUCAACAGGCCGUGGAGAGCUCGGUGUCCCUCCUCAUGUCAUUCAUCAGUGGGAAUUGGCGCAGCCCUACUCAGAUGGAGUCCAACCUCCCUGCCAUCCGACAGGCCGUGGACCGCAUUCGCGUGGCUGUCAGGGACCUGCUGGAGUUCGCUAGAGGAGCCGUGGCCAACGCCACCCAGGCCACGGACCGUACGCUGCAGACUAAGCUCAGCAAGCAGGUGCAGAAGAUGGAGGAGGCCUUCCAAGGUCUGGUGAGGUACAGUCAGGCGCUGGACUCCUUGGGCUGGUCCCCCGCAGCUCUGAUGGCACCUCCUACAGGCACCGGAGGGGACGACCUAGACCGGCUGGUCUUGUGUGCCCGAGGCGUGCCUGACGACACCAAGCAGUUAGCAUCGUUUCUCCAUGGCAAUGCCUCUUUGCUUUUCAAACGGACAAACAAACAACAGCAACUGCCAUUGCCGCCCGUUCCUCAUACUGGUGACAUGCUGGGUCAGCUGACCAACAACAACAACAUCUCAGCCUAUCAGUCAGGCACACCUGAACGGGCCAACAUCCAGUCCCGCCCAUUACCCUCCCCUCCCAAAUUCUCAGCUGAGGAAGAGACUCCAGACAGGCCGUAUGAGACGACAGAGGAGGGUUGGAUGGAGGACUAUGACUAUGUCCAUUUACAGGGUAAAGAAGAGUUUGAAAAGAACCAAAGACAGCUUUUGGAAAAAGGGAGCAUCAAACACAAUAAGACUUUGCUGGAACAGCAACAGCUGAAGCAGUUUGAGCGAUUGGAGCAGGAGGUCUCCCGACCAAUCAACAAUGACAUUUCGGGCUGGACUCCGCCCUCUCACUACCCGCAGACGCCGCGCAGUAAGCUGUGCAUGGGCGACCGGCAGCUGCUGCUCUUUUACAUGGAGCAGUGCGAGGCCAACAUCACCACGCUCAACAACGCUAUCGACGCUUUCUACUCCUCCAUUAACAACAACCAGCCGCCCAAAAUCUUCGUUGCCCACAGCAAAUUCGUCAUCCUCAGCGCUCACAAGCUCGUCUUCAUUGGAGACACGCUCUCCAGGCAAGCCAAGUCUCCCGAGGUCCGCACCAGGGUGGCCCAGCACAGCAACACGCUCUGUGAAAAGCUCAAAGACAUUGUGGUCAGCACCAAGACAGCAGCCCUCCAGUACCCCUCGCCAGGGGCCGCCAGAGACAUGACGGAAAGGGUGCGGGAGCUCGCGAGCUGCACCCAGCAGUUCCGCAUGGCGCUCAGUCAGCUACUGGCCAUGUGAAUGCGCCCCUGGACAGUACAGGCGCAGAGCCUGUUUUAAACUCACUGGACAAAUGUACCCUGUGCCACGGGCUUUUUAUCUCCAAAAAGACAGGCAGAGCCAUUGGUUGUAAAUGAAUCAUUGUAAAUAUUUAAGUUGCUGAUGGAUUGAGGAACUUUUUGAACAAGGGAGGAGCAAGAGAAGGAAAAUAUCUAAAGAGUAGAUUUAAGACAUUAUGCAUUAUUAUAGCUAAACUGUAAUUAUUGCUCUGAUUAUUAUAAUUGUCAUCAUUAUUAUUAUGAGAUGCUGACUAAGGGUGUUUAAAAUUUUAAACGUGUAUGUAGAAGUACAACCAUUUCCAUAGAAGAUCAACAGUGGAGGCUUUUUUAAUGAACUGUGCCUGUUGAAAGCAAAAAUGCCGUUUAUCCUCUUGCUGUUGCUGUUGUUCAAAGAGGCUGAAUGCAAAGCAUGCUGGGAGUGAGCCGAAUGACAGACAUUAGACGCUCUUCUUAUUUACUGUGAGAGUUCAGGUGACUUAGGCUACUUUCACACUGCGACCCUUAGAGCUCAAAUCCGAUAUUUUUUGAAUAGCAGUAUCAGAUUUCCAUUGUGAACAGAUCAUGGUUCUGAACUGAUCCACAUGCCCAAAAGAACAAUACAAACAGGGCUGCCAGGUUUUCACAAUAAAAUCCAUCCAGUUGCUUCUCAAAACUAGUCCAAAACUAGCCCAAUCGCGUUCCCUGUACAUAUAGCGUUACUGGGCGUCGCUUCAACCCACGGAGUGGCAACAGUGAAAAGGUAGCCCAAUUCUGCGCUAAAACUGUGGACUUGGCAACACAAAAAAACGAGGACAUAAAGUAAGCAAUUAUGCGUUUUCUUACUGUGUAAUUGUGUAAGAAGCCAAUGAAAUUAUGCGCAGGCACUCAAAAAAAUAAAAUCAAGGAUGUGACAAGGAUGAUACAAUCCCUCAUUUUGCUUGUAUAUAGAGUUGUCAAGCUCUGACACAUCACUGUUUUUCCGCUGAAGUGACUCCCAUGAGUGCACAAUCAAGGUGAAUGUUCAUCUAAAGUAAUGUAAAAAGUCACACGAAUUCCGAUUUGACUGCGGUUGCAUUGCAAAACAUCUGUAUCGGAUUUAGUACCACAUAUGGAAGUGGAUUCCAUGCAGUUUGUACUGUUCACACUGUCAGGAGAAAAACAGAUCUGAGUCACAUGUGAGCAAAAAAAUUGGGACAGAUUUGCCUGCAGUGUGAAUGUAGCAUAUUUACCCAUAUUUACCAAUGCAAAGCAACAGCUACGCUCACAUUGCGAGCCUUAGUGCUCAAUUUCGAUUUCUGGUCAGAUUUUCUUUUAAAUGUGGCCAAUAUCAGAUUUCCAGCAUGAAGAGAUCAUGGUUCUGAACUGACCCCUAUUGUUCAAAAGAACAAUACAGGGUUGCCAGGUUUUUAUAACAAAAUUGUUCUCAAAAGUCCAAAACUAGCCCAAUCACAUUUCUGGGGUUAAAUAUAGCAUUAGUUGGGUCACUUGAACCCACAGAGUUAAAAAACAACCUGCGGGAGCAGUAAAAAAGUAUCCCAAUUUUGCGGUUAAAUUGUGGACUUGGCAACACUUGCGCAGCGCACUGUCAUACAGAAGUAUCGCAGAGGACAUAAAGUAAGCGAUUAUGCGUUUAUUUAUCGUGUAAUCUGCCAAAGAAGCCACUGAAAUUAUGCACAGGCACUAUGAAAAAUAAAGACAAGGAUGUGAAAGAGGAUGAUGAUACAAUCCCUCAUUUACUGUAAUACUUAUGAGUUCUGACACAUCACUGUACCUCCCAUGUCUUGAUCACUUUGAGUAUGUAAAAUCUUUGAAGUGACUCCCAUGAGCACAAGAAUUGUGAUGAAUGUUGAUCUAGAGUGACGUAAAAGUCGCAUGAAUUCCAGUAUGACUGUUCACACUGCGGUUGCAUUGCAAAACAUCUGACCUGUGUCAAAUUUAGUACCACAUAAGGAAGUAGCAAAAAUUGGAAUUGAAAAGGUCAGAUUCCAUGCAGUUUAUGCUGUCCACAUUGUCAGGAGAAAAACAGAUCUGAGUCACAUGUGAGCCAAAAAAUCUGAUUUGGGCCGGAUUAGCCUGCAGUGUGAACGUACCCAUAUUUACCAAUGUAAAGCAACAUCUACAUUCACAGUGCGAGCCUGACUACCUUUUGCAACUGUCUUGAUUACUUUUGGUAUGUAAAAUCUUUGACGUGACUCCCAUGAGCGCAGAAUCGUGACGAAUGUUGAUCUAGAGUGAAUUCCGAUAUGACCGUUCACACUGCGGUCGCACUGCAAAACGUCUGACCUGUAUCAGAUUUAGUACCACAUAUGGAAGUGGCAUAGAUUGGAACUGAAAAGAUCAGAUUCCAUGCAGUUUGUGCUGUUCACACUGUCAUGAGAAAAACAGAUCUGAGUCACAUCGGAUUUGGGCCACAUUUACCUGCAGUGUGAACGUAGCUGUAUUUACCUAUAUAUGCCAAUGCAAAGCAACAAUAAAAAGCGGUGGAGAACACAUCAUCCAGUUUGGACUACUUUUGAAAAUAAAUCAUGAAAUAUUCCCUGGCUGUAAGUUCUCAAAUGCCUGUUCAAUGGCUGCACCUCUCUGGCAUGUUUUAGGCUAGUUGAUAACAUAUCACAUCAUUAUUUGAGAUCUGACUAUCCAAUAUUUAGUCCUUCAGCAUCAUUUGACCUCCUCCACUGUAGUGCCACUUCCUGCUGGACAGGUGCAUUGUGGCAACAUCCUGAGAGUCCUUGAUUUUAUUUCUACUCUUUGUCUCUCAGAUAUCACACCACAUCCAACAUAGACUGAGGCAUUCAGUGCACAAAUAUACUAUAUCCAAAACCAGCUUGUGUAAAACUCUUCCUCCACUGCAUCUGCCUCGACUUCCCUCGCCUUGUCUUCUAGCUCCCUGUUGGUUGUAUUCUAAAUUUAAGAAUAUGUCAGAAAAGUAGUUUAAUGAAAACUUAUUAAACUUUUUAAGUACUGCAACAUGUUGUUGUGCAUAUAGUCGAAAUCCUUAUCCAGUUGAAAAAAAAAAAAAAAAGAAUGAAAAAAGAUGCAUUUAAGCCAAACGGUGACCUGAUAUAUGUUGUACUGUUUUUCUGUUUUCAAAUCUGUGUUCGAGGAUUUGAAUGAUAUUGACAUAUAUGUUACUGUAAAUUGCAUAACUGGAAAUAUAUGUUUAAUAUAUUUUCAUUAAAAAAAUAAAUUCCACUCCA
Messenger RNA from Labeo rohita (rohu), 6420 nucleotides. It is a transcript of the gene bcar1, whose product is annotated as BCAR1 scaffold protein, Cas family member. Gene Ontology annotation, molecular function: protein binding. Gene Ontology annotation, cellular component: cytoplasm; plasma membrane; focal adhesion. Gene Ontology annotation, biological process: cell migration; cell surface receptor protein tyrosine kinase signaling pathway. Lineage: Eukaryota; Metazoa; Chordata; Actinopteri; Cypriniformes; Cyprinidae. The record is from RefSeq and is a predicted model, not a curated record.